Molecule: messenger RNA, 1199 nt
Organism: Hydractinia symbiolongicarpus
Lineage: Eukaryota; Metazoa; Cnidaria; Hydrozoa; Anthoathecata; Hydractiniidae
Product: blastula protease 10-like
Exons: 4
Coding region: 327-1199 (290 amino acids)
Biological process (GO): proteolysis
Molecular function (GO): metalloendopeptidase activity; zinc ion binding
Source: RefSeq, a predicted model, not a curated record
AGGAUGAUGACGCUGAAGAGGAUGAUGACGAAGAUGAAAACGAAGACGACGAAGUUGAAAGCAAUUAUGUACCAUCUCCAGAAAUGAAUCUUGGUCAUGAUAAAGGCUUGUUUAAUGGUGAUAUUCGGUUAACUUCAGAACAGAAAAAAAGGAUCAUGAAUCGCAAUCAGAAGAGGGCCGCAAGAAAAACAGGCUUAUGGACACAAAACACUAUCUGCUACAAAAUUGACCAAAAGAAAUUGCGUAAGUGCGACAUUCUAAAAAAAUUCUAAAAAAUAAAUAAAGGUUAUGUUAACUAUUCAAAAUAAAUUAUUUUAGCUAAAGACAUGAGAAGAUCCAUAAAAAGGGCAAUAAACAAAUUCCAACAGGCAUUGAAAGACUGUGUAGAAUUUAUUAACUUGAGAAAUAAUAAAACAUUGGAAGAGAAAAUUAGUAAGGAAAAGUAUCAUGGUGGACCAGUCCCUCACAUCUUCUUCACGAGAAAUCAUAUAAAUGACACCGGGUGUUGGUCUUACGCUGGAAGAGUUGAGAUUGCCGAUAAAGUUCCCGGUCAACAAAUUCUACAUGCUGGCAACGGUUGCGAAGAUAGUAUGUUACAUGAGAUAGCUCAUGCUGUUGGAUUUUGGCAUGAACAGAGCAGACCAGAUCGCGACAAAUAUGUGAGAGUCAUGGUAGGAAACAUCAUGGAUGAAUACAAAGGACAAUUCAAUAAAUCAUCUGACGAAGCCGUUGACAGCAUGGGUUACGCUUAUGACUUUCAGUCAAUUACACAUUAUGGCAAGUAUUUUUUUUCGAAAAAUGGGAAGAAAACAUUAAAGGCAAGAAGGAAAUAUCGUAAGUUCGCGAAAAAAAUGGGACAAAGAUCUUAUCUGAGCUUACUAGACCAUGCUCAAAUGAGAGGCAUGUACAAAUGUAACAAGAUUCCAAGUCUGGAAAGCAAAAAAGUGUGUGUUAGCAAGAAAACUAAAGGUCGUGAUUACAGAGGUAAGUUAGACUACACAGAACAUGGAGUUAUGUGCCAAUCUUGGAACCAUCAAUAUCCACACUCCCAUAAUUAUACUUGCAAAGAGAAAAGAGAAGGGCUUGGAAGACACAACUAUUGUCGCAACCCUUUUGGUCAGAAAGAACGGCCGUGGUGUUUUACGACAUUAACUGGUACUGUAUGGCAGUACUGCGAUUUAAAGCUUUGCGACGAUUAA